Messenger RNA from Rhipicephalus microplus (southern cattle tick), 1176 nucleotides. Its product is annotated as sulfotransferase 1E1. The record is from RefSeq and is a predicted model, not a curated record. NCBI's taxonomy places the organism in Eukaryota, Metazoa, Arthropoda, Arachnida, Ixodida, Ixodidae. Gene Ontology annotation, molecular function: sulfotransferase activity.
AUGGAAAACGUCAGCGAGCCUGAGUACGAAAGCCCACCAGGGUCAGACCUCAGCAGCGAGUUGGAAGGUGGCAACGCCAACACCACUGUUCCUCUGACCACCGCACCCGACUCUGCUGAUGGCACCAGGAAUGAAACCGACGCCGUGGAACGGUUCGUGCCAGUACGAGCGAACCAGGAGGAUCACAACGAAGACAGCUCGGUCUCUGAUCCCGGACCACCAUCGGAGGUUGACGCCCUCAACGCCCGCAACUUUCUCGUGGAGGAGACCCUGCUCGCUGCUCUCGCCUACCAGCCUCGGCCCAGCGACGUGUUCACCGUCAGCUACCCAAAGUGCGGCUCGGCUCUCCUGCAGUUUCUCGUGUUCGGCGUGCUGAAUCGGGGCGAACCGAGCAAGGACUUCGAGGACUUCGCGGCGCGCACACCGUACCUCGAGUGGAUGGGCAUCAAGUCGGUUCUGGAGAUGCGGAGGCCGGGGGCGAUCAAGACUCAUCUGCCCUUCGAGAAGAAUCCACACAGCCCGCAUGCCAAGUACAUCUACAUGGCUCGAAAUCCUUUCGACUGCUGCGCUUCCUAUUACACGCAUAUGAGGACUAUGCCCUUGUUCCGUCCCGAGUCAGCUAGCUUCGACAUCUUCUUCGAUGCCUUUCUCGAGGGAAAAGUCAUUUAUGGUGACUACUUCGACCAUGUCCUGUCAUGGUACGACCACAGAAGUGAUCCGAACGUGCUUUUCGUCACCUACGAGGACGUGAAGAGCGACCCCAGAACUUCAGUCAUUCGUAUCGCGGACUUCGUCGACCCCAGCAUCGGCAGAGAACUUCGGGAAAAUCCGGUUCUUCUCACGAACGUGUUGAAGAUCGCUAGCGCCAACAACAUGACAACGACCUGCCACCAGGGGAUCCGAUCCAUACUGGCCGACGAACUCGCCCUGGCCAUCGGGAAAGAACGAAUCACAACGGCCGAGUUCUACAAGAACGUGUUCGCUGAGGCACUGGAGGUCGCCGAGGCCUCGGAUUACACGCGUACGCCGGUAUGCGGCAGGUGGAAGGAGUUCUUCAAGCCUGAGCACGUGCAAAGGAUGUAUGAGUGGAUCGACGAAAAGACGGCCGGAAGUGACGUGUUUAGUAUCUGGAGCAGCAGCGACCUGCCUCGAUUGAAUCCCGACAAUUUUCAGUAA